Drosophila santomea is the source of this 1207-nucleotide messenger RNA. It is a transcript of the gene RpL22-like, whose product is annotated as 60S ribosomal protein L22. Gene Ontology annotation, cellular component: ribosome. NCBI's taxonomy places the organism in Eukaryota, Metazoa, Arthropoda, Insecta, Diptera, Drosophilidae. The transcript is spliced from 2 exons. Gene Ontology annotation, molecular function: RNA binding; structural constituent of ribosome. Bases 115 to 1035 code for a protein of 306 amino acids. The record is from RefSeq and is a predicted model, not a curated record. Gene Ontology annotation, biological process: cytoplasmic translation.
UUUUUUUUCUGAUUGUAGAAUAACUUGGCCACUCUAAUCCUUUUUCCUACCGACGUCAACGAAGGAAGUCACGUGCUGUUCUUGAACUUUUGGUACUAAUUUCUUACCGCUGGAAUGAAAUCACAGGCUCAGAAAAAGAAUGCCCCCAAGGCCAAAUCAAAGGCUCCAGAGCCGGCGAAGAAAGCCCAAGCUAAGGUGGCUCCCGUAGAAAGCGCCACUGCAUCCGCGGCUCCGCCUUUGUCCUCGAAAAAGGUGGCCAAAGCUCCGGCCGUGGCUCUGAAGAAUCUCGAGUUGGCCAAGAAGGAAACGGCCAAGAAGACCAGCGAAACUGCUGACCAGAAGCCAAAGAAAGCUCAGACUGCUCCUCGCAAGAACUCGAGCCAAGUGCCGGACCCAGUUGCUCCUGCGAUGGCCACCAAAAAGAGAUCGGCGCAUGCUACACGUGGCAACGCGGUCAAAGCCACGGGUGCUGCCGCCAAAAGGGCAGCCCCGGUCCAGGAAGAGCCCAAGGAGCAGGCUUCCACGGAACCCAAAGCAGACAAAAGCGAAGUGCCAGCAACCAAAGUGGCAAAGGCCACCAAAAGUGUCGGAAAGAGCAGCGCUGCUCCGGCGACCCAGAAACCGAAGCCAAAGCGGGCCAAGAAUGUGCUGCGUGGAAAAAGGUCCAAGAAGAAGAUAUUGCAGCGUUUUGUCAUCGACUGCGCAUGCGUGGUCGAGGACUUGAUUCUGGAUGUCUCCGACUUCGAGAAGUACUUGAAGACGCACAUCAAGAUCAAUAACAAGGUCAACCAGCUGAAGGACCAGGUCACCUUCGAGCGGGCCAAGAACUCCUCGCUGAUCAUCCACUCCGGCGUGCACUUCUCCAAGCGCUACUUCAAGUACCUGGCCAAGCGGUAUCUGAAGAAGCACAGUCUGCGCGAUUGGGUGCGAGUGGUGUCCACUGCUAAGGACACCUUCGCCAUGCGCUACUUCAAGAUCCAGGGCAAGGACGAUGACGACGACGUCGAGGACAACGACAGGGAAACCUUUGUCUAAACCAAAGAGCUGUACAAAUGUGUAAACUUCUUAAAUUUGUCAGUAUACUUCUGUUAAAUCGCCGCUUGAAGUUUCACUAGUUCUGCAUGCUUUCCCUACAACUUUUGCAAAUGUAUUUUGAACACAAGAUAUUCAACCAUGAAAUAUCAAUAAAAAAAAUAUGUAUUCCCGA